AUGGCUGACGUUUCUUUAUUUCCAAACUCAAUUUCUAUACCAGUUGUUCGAAUGAUUGAUAUUGGUCCUUCUGUUCCUUUCGUGCAUAGUAAUCCAAUCGAUUAUUAUUCAAAUAAAGAUGUUGCCGUACUCGAAAUGUCUUUUGAACGAGAGGGUGUCGAUGAUCUUCCACCAUAUCCAGAUUCCGAUACAAGAUUUUGCUCUCAAUGUAGUUUACCACAACGUGAUUCAACAGCUAAAUUUUGUUCAUCAUGUGGACAAUCACUUAAUGAACACUAA
This is a messenger RNA of Adineta steineri, 279 nucleotides long. The record is from the annotation of a GenBank genome assembly. Lineage: Eukaryota; Metazoa; Rotifera; Eurotatoria; Adinetida; Adinetidae.